This is a messenger RNA of Amphiprion ocellaris (clown anemonefish), 5677 nucleotides long. Its product is annotated as phosphofurin acidic cluster sorting protein 2. Bases 108 to 2942 code for a protein of 944 amino acids. Gene Ontology annotation, molecular function: transmembrane transporter binding. NCBI's taxonomy places the organism in Eukaryota, Metazoa, Chordata, Actinopteri, Pomacentridae. The transcript is spliced from 25 exons. Gene Ontology annotation, biological process: protein localization to plasma membrane. The record is from RefSeq and is a predicted model, not a curated record.
GUAGAGGAGCUGGGAGUCUGGAGGAACAGGAGCAGGCAGCAGAGAGUUCAGCGGCUCCCGCGUUCGUCCGACACUUAGCUAGAGCUGCUCCCCAGGCAGUGGUGGUGAUGAUGGCGGCGGCUGUAGAGAGAGGAGGCGUCCGGGCCGCUUUCCUGAACCCGAGCAGCGGUGGCGGUGGUGGACCGGCACCGACAACACUCCCGACCGGAGCGUUAGCCGGGGCUGUGGUCCUGGGCUCGGUCUCCGGCAGCAUGCCUGUGCCCAUGAACCUCUUUGCGACCUGGGAGAUAGACCGAUCAUCCCCAAGCUGCGUUCCGAGGCUCUGCACCCUCACACUGAAGAAGCUGGUUGUCCUCAAAGAACUGGAUAAAGAGCUGAACUCCCUGUCCAUAGCUGUGAAAAUACAGGGUUCUAAGCGACUUCUGAGAUCAAAUGAGUAUGUCCUCCCACCCAGUGGACUGAUGGAGACAGAUCUGGAGCUCACAUUCUCACUACAGUACCCCCAUUUUCUGAAGAGGGAUGCCAACAGACUGCAGAUAAUGUUGCAGAGGAGGAAACGUUACAAGAAUCGAACCAUCCUGGGCUACAAAACUUUGGCUGUGGGAGUUAUCAAUAUGGCUGAGGUGAUGCAACACCCAACAGACGGAGGACAGAUUCUGGGUCUCCAUAGCAACGUAAAGGAGGCGCCAGUACGUGUGGCGGAGAUCAGCGUGUUCUCUCUGUCCAGCCAGCCUAUCGACCAUGAGGACGGUAGCAGCCAAGCUGGCCGCAAGACCAAAACCUCAGAUCGUUCCCCAGACAUGGAUAACUAUUCUGAGGAUGACGACGACAGCUACUCGUCAGAGCAGGAAGCCAGCGAUGACGCAGUUCAUGGCCAGGAUCUUUAUGAUGAAGACGAUGAGGUCAGGAAACCCAAGAAAGCUCGUCGGAAAAUGAUCCGAACCACUUCCAUGACCAGGCAACCUAAUUUCAAGCAGAAAUUUGUGGCCUUGCUGAAGAGGUUCAAGGUAACAGAUGAGGUCCUCGACUCUGACCCAGUCGACCAGACCCAGGAGGUGGAGGAGGAUCUGGACUUACUCUACGACAGUCUGGAGGUGUACAACCAGAGUGACAGUGGGCCAGAGAUGGAGGACAAUGAGAGUGUCCUGAGCACUCCCAAGCCCAAACUCAAGCCGUUUUUUGAAGGGAUGUCUCACUCCAGCUCCCAGACAGAGAUUGGAAGCAUACAUAGCCAAAAAAGCCAGCAGAGAGAGCUGUCAUGUCCUAGUGGAGAUUUUCUGACUGUGGACAGAUGUAAAGUGCAAGGAGGCCGAUAUCAAGACGACAGCAUCAUAGACACAACAGUCGGGCCCUCUUGGCUCAUCUUUGCUCCCCCCCUUUUGGUUCAGGAGCCAGAGGCUGAUGACAGUGGGCCAGGGCCAGGAGAGGUGAGCAGCUGGGAUGUCAGCACUGAACGGAUGACCAGCACUGUUGGCAAGCUCUGUAAGACAGAGUCCCAAAACCACAUGUCUCCCAGUAAAGUGGAGAACAGGCUGCAGAGACGUCCUCGCAGCACCUCCAUGAAAGACAGACAGAACUCUAAGGCGCAGAGUGAUAGGACCAGCAGCAUGGAGAGUGAAUGCUCUCCUGACUCACGACUCAUAGCACAGGUUCCCAGGAAGUCUGUGUAUGACCAGCUAAACCAGAUCCUCAUAUCUGAUGAACGCCUUCCGGAGAGCAUCAUCCUCAUCAACACUAUGGAGUGGCAAGGACAGUAUGUAGCCGAGUUGCUCCAUGAACAGGGCCAGCCCAUUGUGUCCACCUGCUCUGCUGCCGAUGUUCAGGCUGCCUUCAACACCAUCGUUACUCGCAUCCAGAGAUUCUGUAAUUGCAAUGCGCAGACACCGCCGACGAUGAAGGUGGCAGUGGCAGGUGACCAGAGUUACCUCAGCACCAUCCUGAGGUUCUUUGUGGAGCAGCUGGCCAACAAAACACCUGACUGGCUCAGUUACAUCCGUUUCCUGGUGAUCCCCAUUGGUUCUCAUCCGCUGGCAAAGUAUGUGGCCUCCUUUGAUAGCCGAUUCAACAGCAUCUUUAUGGACACUGCAUGGAGGGAGCUGUUCUGCAGGACGGAACGGCCCACCUCAGAUAACAUAGAUGUAGCGGGGCGAGUCGUUCAGUAUCUGGCCGGUGCCAACGUGUCCCACCAGUUCCCCAUCUCAGAAGCCAUGCUCACAUACAAACAGAAGAGGAAAAGAAGUUUGUAUUUUGAUUUUUAUAUCAGCCCUGAUGAGGACUCCUGUCAGAAAUUUGUGCCAUUUAUUGGGGUUGUGAAAGUUGGGAUUGUGGAACAAAGUCUCUCAACCUCAGUGGACUCAGAUGAUGCGAUGGGGGGCAACACAGGCAUCCUGUCCUCCCCGACACCCCCAUCGGCUGGUCCGUAUGGAAAGGAGAUCGGAGGCACCCCCCCACAGUCUCCCUCUGUGUCCACCGCCCUGUCUGGAGCUGGCUCUCCAUGUUCGGGCAGUGAGGUGAUGGGGCUCCAGGUGGACUACUGGACGUGGCAAGGUCCAGAGAAGAAGAAAGAGGGAGAGAAGAGAGACGUGGGGCUGAAGAACACUCUGAAGAGUAACUUCCGUUCACUGCAAGUCAGCCGUCUCCCUUGUGGAGGAGAGCUCACCCCUCCACCCAGCAUGGCCAUGACUGUGGUCACCAAGGAGAAGAACAAGAAAGUGAUUUUUCUCAGUAAGAAGCCCAAGGAGAAAGAGCUGGACUCUAAGAGCCAAGUGAUCGAUGGUAUCAGCAGGUUGAUCUGCACAGCCAAGCACCAGCACACGAUGCUGAGAGUCACUAUCGACGGAGUGGAGUGGAACGACGUCAAGUUUUUCCAGCUCGCUGCCCAGUGGCCAACGCAUGUCAAGCACUUCCCAGUGGGGAUCUUUGGUUACACGAAGCCUGUGUGACGCCGAUCACCAUCCACUCAACCGCCAGAUUCUCCGCUGCACUUGUCUCACCGAGAGGCUACAGAGAAUCAGAGGAAAAGCCAAGAGGCCCCCCAGGCAGUAAUAGUUUUCCUGUGGAAAUCUUACUGACUCACAACCACGUAUUCAAUACACAAAUUUCAUGUUGUCUAUUUGAUGUUUUUGAUGUUGAUGUUGUUGGGUGUUGUUGUUGUUUUUUACACACUACAAAAAGAACAAGUACUAUUUUGAAAGAUUUGUGCUACCGCCUCGGAGGUAUUUUGAGGUUUUUGACAAUUUGCCACAUUUCGAUAAUGGCAGCUGUGUUUGCACUUUGUUUUUGUUAACAUUUUAUUAUUUCUGUGAAAUCCUACAUUUAUUGUUACUCUAUAGACAAUGGAGGAGUGUGAUGGUGAUGUGCAGUGGCGUGUGUGAGAUUGUUGGAGACCGUGUUUGUGUUUGUUGUUGAAAGUUGGAAUAUUGCUGUGAAUCUAGAUGGAAUCCUUCUCUCUUCUAACUCAGUACUCAGUUUUCUUACUCAUCCCUUUACUUUCUCAAAAAGGUAAAUUUUUAUAGGAAGGAACGUAAAGUUCUUUUUGCCUUGUUGCUUUUAAGCACACUGCGUACUUAAAGCAAAUUAAACAAAAGACAACUCUAGCAAGGUAUUUGAAGGUAGCUAUAAUGAAUGUAGCUAUGACACAUUUAAGCAGUUCAUCCAGUCAGUUCAUUACUGCAAGUGCUGACAUUUGUAUUGGUGUUAGUGUACAUUUAGACUGUACAGUAACAACCACUUAGAAGCAGGAUAACAACUUAUUUCAUCUCCCAACAGCUGAAUGCCAAAAUGAGUUGUGACUGUAUGAGCUGUCUUAUUGUUUCUCAGUGUCCUGCAGUGUUGUAAUUGGGCCUUCUUGGAGUAAUUUCAGGUUUUAUUUUGUAAACAUCUGUGUUCCACCUUGAUAUACUGGCUUACCUGAGAGGACGUCUCAGAUAGCUGCAGUAACAUAGCAAAUACUGGACUGUGCAGUGAUGUGCCAAAGUCAAGUUUGUUUUACAGUCUAAUCACAAGAGCUCUUGGCUUGGCCAAACUUCAUAUUAUGUUCAACUGAAAACGAAAAUUGUACAUUUAACGUGUUCGUGGUCUCAGUGGAGGUCAGUAUUAGGAUUACUGAGUUAUUCAUAUGUGACAAAUUUACCAGUUAGCACUCCACGUCUGGCCAAAUGUAAACGUAUGAAGCAUUUCUACGAUGGGUGCAAAUCCUAACCAAGCAAUUACCAUUGUGUCCUUUAAUAUAGCUUCACCGUGGCUGGAUGUGCAAAUAGUACCUAACCUAAAAUAAACUAAUAGGCCUGGUAGUUCAGUAUUGUAAAAGCCUAUUAUGGGAAAAUUACAGAUUAGAAUGACUUUGUCUGACUUGAAACAUGCUUUGACGGUAGCGUCGAGCGCAAUGCAAGUAUUGAAUUGCUUUUAAAAUAUGACAAGUGUAUGGAGUCUUGCCAGAUGUCCGAGUCACUGCCUAUGUGCGUCUGUGUAGGUGUGCUAUAUGUUUGAUGGUACUCCCUGAAUAGUGUUACGUGAAACUUUUGCAAUAGGAAACCUUUGGACAAAGGGCCUUCUGUAUAAGUUUGCUUUUUAUAAAGACAAGCUUUGAUAGGCUGGCUUUUUUUUAGCAUUGUAUAUAAAUAUAUACAAGAUAUAAUAUUGUGAAUUGCAAAUCCCCCUUCCACUCAAUUGAAAGCACAAAUAGGUUUAUUUCUUGACAUAAAUGCCAAAUAUAUUUCCAGAACCCUUAACUAUGAAGUUGUACAAUGCAAACACUAUUAGGUAUGCUAUUUCUCAUACAUUUCCCUCACUUUGUAAUGCACUUUCAUGUGGUUUUGUACACAUUGUAGUUCAAAUUGGGACACACAUUUGGCUUUGAGGUAAAGUGACAGAGGUGUUAUAUUUGAAAUGUAAACCACUACCUAUAGUCAAGAGAAGGCUGGGUUUUUGUUUUUUUUUUCCACAGGGAUGAUGUGUUUAUAUUGAUGGGUUCAAGUGCCCUGAGAGGUCUGAAAACUAUCAUGGCUGUCUGUUACCUAAUGUUUUGCAUCUUAAUGUUGAAAAGUUUAUUUUGCAGCUACCACCACACGUGUCUGUCUGUUACUAUACAGCCACGUUUUCCUUUCUCCUGCUCUUAGAAGGAUUCGCUAUCUUCUCUCAGUCAGGAGCCCAUCUGCCCCUUACCUACUUGUAAACUCGGGCUGGGUUCAGUGUUAACCAGGGCAGAGUUGUUUUGAGGGAAUUUGUCAUGCAGCUUAGCAUUUGAAAUUCCAAAUGACAAGCAAAACUACAAAUGUAUUUCAAGAUAUUUGACCUCGAGUUUUUUUGUUUUUUCUUGCCCUAAAUUCAGAGGUAGCAUGGGGGUGUUUUACAAGGCUGGAUCAAUGAGCAGGCAUGCUCCCUUUGUCACAACUUAAGUAACCUCUAACAUCAGUGUCAAUGCUUUCGUUACUGGUAAAACUACAAUUGCAUCAUGCCAUCUCAUUGCUCCUGUUACUUGAAAUGCCACCCAGUGUCUUUGCACAAACCCUAUUUUAAAUUACAUGACAGUAUUUUUAAAUUUACCACUAAAAAAUAUGGGUUACUCUGCAUGUUUUACUAUAGAUGUAAAUAUGUUUUGGAUUUUUAUAUUGUUUUGUUUCUUUCCAUGCUCUCACAAGCAUUUGUGUUUAAUAAAAUUUUUAAUCUUCUGUACAAA